Molecule: messenger RNA, 438 nt
Organism: Fusarium verticillioides 7600
Lineage: Eukaryota; Fungi; Ascomycota; Sordariomycetes; Hypocreales; Nectriaceae
Exons: 3
Coding region: 1-438 (145 amino acids)
Source: RefSeq, a predicted model, not a curated record
AUGUACAACGGAUCGACUCUUGGCCCAGGUGCUAAUGCAUUGCUGGUGGUCAGCGGCGUAAAGAGAUCUGGAUCCAAGAAGAAGGCCAAGGGAAACGGUUGGUUGGGCUCUGAUAGAGACGGCUGGCUUGUUCCAUCUGGCGGAGGAGCAGUUGGAGGUGGUGGAAGUUCUAUAUAUUCACAUUUCUUGCCUAGGCGCCGACACUUGAUUUCAAAGCAGCUUAUAAAUCAAUCAGGAUCUCUUGGGUUGCAGCGUGAGCGUGAGCGUGGGGGCGAGAUACAGUCAAAACAGGCUGAAGAGAUGAUUGAAAUGCAGGAAGAAAAGAGAGAAGCUGAAAAGCUGAGAGCUGAGAACGGAGGUGAGCGGGUAAUAGGGAGGCAGAGUGAGACAGAGGCGGAUCUGGAGCGGACUUUAGUGGAACCGUUCCUGCAGGUAUAA